ACAGAAUGCUUGGGGCAAAGACAUUUUUUCUUGAGUUGACUGUGCACUCCAUAAUCUUAGAUUUUUAAUCUAAAAACAAGAAAGUGUUGUUGUGCUCAUCCAACACGCUGAACUGAGUUGUACUGCCAGUGUGUAGAGUUGAACAGUAUAAGAAAUAAUAGAAUGCUAACCACAAACUGCAAAAAAAAACAAUGCAUCUGACUCAUAAACAUACUGAUUUAUUAAACAUACUGUGAGAAAAAGUGCUAAAGUGCCAAAUGAAAACUCAAAAUAUAAUGACAAAAGAACAAAUGCUUUGGUCUCUGUCAGACCUUCAUCAGUGCCGAGAACUGCAGCAGUCACAAGCACUUAAAGGAGUCAAUUGGGUGUGCCGCCAUAAGCUGGAAGACAGUCAUCGUCAAAGUAGACAUUAAGCAAUUUACACAGAUUGAAUAAUAGUGUAGCAAUUGCUGAUAGGAGACAAGUUAAUUGGAAGUAAUUGCAUUAUCAUGAGGCCAAUUGUCAAAUUAUCAGUUGGUUAAAUGUGCCUUUAUGGGUCAGACCGAUGCAUUUUGUUGCAAUGUGUUAGCAUUCUCUUUUCCUAGAUUUGUAAUCUAACAAUUCACAUGAGAUUAAAGUGCAGGUUCUCAUCUUUUUUUAUUUAUUUAUAUAAAUUUUUAAUGCGUUUUGGUGUCUCCAUGUAGAAAUUACAACACUUUGUAUACAUAGCCUCCCCCAUUUCAGGACACCAUAAUGUUUGGGGCAUAUGUAAAUGAAAGUAGUCAUGUUUAGUACUAUUGCAUAUCCUUUGCAUGCAAUGACUGUUUGAAUUCUGUGACCCGUAGACAUCACCAGAUGCAGAGUAUGCUGAUUUGCAUCUUGCAGUGUAGCCUCUGUAGUUCUGUUUGUGACAUCUUCUGUGGACAACAGUCACUGACACAUCCAUGUCUGCCUCCUGGUGAGUGUUCCUGAUUUGUCGGACAGGUGUUUGGGGGUUUUCCUUCAUUAGGGUUUCAAUUGCUGGUCGUCAAUCACAGAGGUCUUCCAUGGCCUACCAGGCCCUUUGUGAUUAGUGAGCUCACCAGUGCUUUCUUUAUUCUUAAUGAUGUUCCAAACAGUUGCUUUUGAUAAGCCUAUGGUGGUUUGGCCUAUAUUUCUGAUUUCUUAUUUCACUGGCUUCCUUGACUUUCAUUGGCACAACUGUGGGCCUAAUUUUGACAAAUGCCAAUAACAGCCCCCGAAGGCAAUCAGAAUCCUAGAAUCAAGACUAGAUACUGAAAGUUGUCCUAUACCUGCUUGAAGGAAGAAAUUGAACACACCUGACUAAUCACAAACACCUGUGAAGCCAUUUGUCCCAAACAUUGUGGUACCCUAAAAUGUCGGGUGGCUAUGUGUAAAAAUACUGCUGUAAAUUCUAUGUCUAGAAACCAAAAUGUAUGAAAUACCCUUUAAUAAAAGCUGAUAAUCUGCACUUCAACCACAUGUGAAUUCUAAAAUUGUGGAGUGCAGAGCCCAAUCAAGAAAAAUAUUCACCUAAAUAUAUUCACCUAUGUUGAGGUGAACUAUAUAUCCUCCUCAACAUAUAGGAGUGUAACGGUACACAAAAAGGUUUGGUACGUACCUCAGUUUUGGCCUCAUGGUUUGGUACAUUUUCAGUACAGCAGUACAAACAACAAUGGGAGAGAACUUGCUAUUUACAAGUUAUCCCAUUGUUUGUUAGAUGCACGAUGAAGGUCAAAAUGACCAAAGCAUUGUAGUUAAAUACUUUGAGAGACAUUUUUGUGCAGGAUUUCACUUACAGGCUAUGUGAUAUGAUACAGCAGGAAAUAAAUUAAAUGCAAAAUAUAAAAUAGCUUUUCAUCUAUUUUGAAAAUGUAAACUGGCUAACUGGCAGGGGACGUGUACUAAUGGGACAUUAAGUCAUCAGGAGAACUCACAGUUUGGCAUUUAUCUGCACGUUAAAAAGUUGAACAGUGUCAAAACAAAACGAAUUUUUUUGUCCUGUAGUGAAAGGUUAUGUACGAAUACAUGUACCAUUACACCUCUAAUGUUCAUAUAUGCAUAUACGCUUUACUUUGAAGAAAGAAGUGUGACUAUUAAUGGAUUCUUUUUCAUCUUCAGCUUGAUCUCAUUCGUGUGGUGAGAGAGGUGGUUUGUCCUUAGUGUGGUCUCAGUCGUGUGGUGGUUGAGGCAGCGCUCAAUGUCAGCGCCUGUCGCAGGACCGGAAAGGGACCCAGUUCCAUUUCACUUUGUUUCUCUACAAAUGAUUUUAUUCAUUGAGUUUGAUGGAAUGGGUAACAGAAAACAAUCAUUUGGUGUGUUAGUAUCACCCGCGUCUCACUUUAUUUGAUUGCUUACAUAUCCAGUACCUGGUGAAAUGUAAGUGAACAAUAUAAAAAAAUAUAUAUAUAUUUUAUUUAUUGUUAUAAAUGUUCACUUGCUGGAAUUACACAUCAUAGCAACAAGCUGCAGCAAAGCCAAAGACACAUUUACAUUUAACAUCUCAAAACAAGUGCUCUCAUUUUAUACCAUGGACAAGAUUAUCAUUUGUGUGUCACUCAAGUACAUUUGGGGACAUCUGCAUCAUCUAAAAAUGCCAGCAAUACAAAAAAACUCAGCAAUACUAAAAACAGCUAAGAGGUUUUUGUGCAACACGGAGAUAUAAGAUAACCUGAAAAGGAUACCUGAUUUCUGGUAUUUUCAGGAAAUGAACCCUUUCAAUCAUACUUUUAAAUGGAUUCAUUCCUGGUGCCAUUAAAGUGGAUAGGUUUUCCAUCCUGGCAGACAAUUACGAUUCUUUUUGUGACAUUCUUGGCUAUGUACUUGCAAGGUUUCAUCGUGUUGUCCUGUUUGCACUCAGUCAGGUUGAAUGGUUGUGUGCUAAAAUGAUACUUGGUUUUACCAAUCCUUCUGGUCCUACACACCUGAAUCACGUUUUCUUUUGUGGCGUGAAUUAAGGUGUUUUUCAGCUUGCAUUUUCCAUUCCAAACAUUCACCCGGACCAUCUUUUUAUUGCAAUAUGCAUUGUUGCCACGAUCCACCGUCGGAUCUAUGUGUUGUUCCUUAAAUGUUUCCCACUGGUCACCCUGUUUGGUAAGAGGACAGGACACACGUAUAAGGUUUGGCAGUUUUUACACACAAAUAAAAAUAUGCAGUUUUAUUGGGCUUCUCACCAGGCCCUGGACACCUUCCUUCUCACAGCUGCAGUGGAAUGCGAGGGUCUGCGAGAUCCAUUCCCACCCCUUGAGGUGGACUUGAGUCCCACUGGGGAAGGUCUGGUGCCCUCCCUCUUCUGUCCACACCGUCAGCGUGCAGCCCUGAGUCACGGCGAUGGAGCCUGGGGCUCCGGCAGGCUCCCACUCCCACCCUCCGCCGCUUCCCAAUCUCCCCUCAGGAGGCUGCACUCCCCGGGCCAGGUCCGUCCGCAGGACCACACAGGGGCGUGGGGCAGACUGGCUCCCUAUUGAAGUAGCGCUGCGGCCAGCCAGGAACAGGCAGGAGAGCACGAGGGCCGUCCUCAUCGCUAUCAUCCUGAUUGCUUUCAUCCUGAAUCUUGUAGCUUCCACCAGGAUGUGAGAGGUGAUUUUAAGAAUGCCAAAGACCCACGGCAUCCAAGCACAGGUCCGAAGUCACCACCUGAGAAUCCUGCUGUGGUGAAGUUCUGGACCAGUGGGGGAUUAGAAAGCAGCGUCAACCCCCCUGUGCAGAUGCAAAUUAAGUGGAGCUCUCUCUCUCUAACACACAUUUGCACACGCUCAAAUUUCUGCUCACACAACACUGGCUGAUAUAAUCCCCCACAUAUCUGUUUUAAGAAUGCCCCUGUGCACAAAUCCACACACAGGAACCUUACUCUAAUGUCUAGUAAUGGGGCCCCCGCCCCAGCCCCAAGCCAGAUGCUCCCUCUACAGCAAAGAAGUUAACGCUUUCUAUAUUUAUUUGUAUAAAAUGAAUUUACAUCACAAGGCAGUGUGCACAUCUUCCUGACAAUUUAAAUCACAAGAAACAAUGAUGCUAUGUAUAUAUAUUUGGUAAUUUUGUGCUGCUCCUCAAUUCUACACAGACUGAACAAAACUUUAAUUAAGCAAAAUGCUUUACCAUCUGAUGAUUUGGUUGCUAGAGUAUGUUUAAAAAAAGGCCUUGGUGAUGCUUAUGUUAGCUUUAGCUAUCAUGCUCACUAUAGUUCAGAUUCAAGCAAGCUGAUGAAUAGUUGUUUUCUACAAUAAAAGCAUGGGUCUAUUCACAUACUGUUCUGCAUCCCAUCACACACGCAAACAUAUAAGAUUAUACCACAAACUGAACACAUUAAGUGUAUAUUGUAAGACUAACUGUAAAUAGCAAAAAAUUUUAUUCAAGGCUCUGAAGAUUUUUCUUUGAAUGUUUUUCUCAAGUUUAUAGGAACUCUUUGCGCUUGGGUAAUGUUUCCUUAUGUGUUUAUUCAGCAGAUUGCUUCAUCGUUAACCUAAUUUGCGAUCAAUCUUCACAUUCAAUUCAUAACUCCAGUAGUCUCUAAGCCAGCUCUUGUCACGUAGAGGGAGGUUAAGCGUCUGCGACUGCAUGAACCUUGGAUUCGUCCUGCAGAACACAGACUGCUGCUAGAGGUUUGACUGUGGUUUCUCGUGUCUGUAAUGUUUCCAUUCUGCCUCUAUUUGUUUUCCAACCUCACUAACAGCUAGGUGCUAAACCCCAAAACCCAUCUCUCUCACUUCUCGCCAGUUAAUCUCUCGCUCACUCCGUCCCCAGCUCCUCAUGUCUCCCUCAUUGUUCAUGGAUUCUGUUCCCUCCAGUUGCAUCCCUCUCUUAGUGCCUGUAUGUGUGAUUGACACACAUCCGUCACCUCCUCCCUUCUUGGCCGUGUCAUAUUAAAGCCCCUCUCCCUGUCCCCACCUGCCUCUGUGUCUUUUCACAUUGAGUCCCUCGUCACCACUUGCUUUCCAAACGGCAGGAUGGACUGGAGCGCUUACGGUACCGUCCCGCUCACUCUUCCCAUCUUCCAUUUGGUGUAAUGCCUUCCUUCCUGUGUUGUCUGUAGACUUGGCUCAUUUUGUACUGGUCCAUUUGUGUUUUAUGGAAAAGGUCUCGUGCGUUGUGUUUUCAUAUUUUCAGUUUGUAAACAUAUUUGAUUAUUUUCAUUGAGCAUUAUCUGCAAUAUAUGCACUGGACUUGUAAUAUUUGUUCAUAAGAAUUGAAUUACAGUAUGUAAUCUGAAUGCUUUAGAAGAUCAUAAUUAUUUUUACACUGAUGUAUUGUAAAAAUAAUGUCAUUGUUUUGUUUGAAUUUUAAGAACUGUUAGUAGUUUUAAAAUGAUAGACUUUUGGGUGUCACUCAUCAAAUUGACAGGAUUUGCACCAAAUGAACAGAACUACUACUAGGAUUGGGAAUUUUAAAUUGGGUGAUGAAAAGAUAUAAUCACAAUAUAAAUAAAAAUGGCAUCAAUUGUAUCACUGCAAAUAAUUGUUUCUCAAUACUUUUUGUGUUGUUUUCCUUUCUCUAUCUGUUACUGUACAUGUUUUUAAGUUCAUAUCUUUCCCUCAACCUUUUAUAAAUAUUGCUAUAAGUGUUCUUUCAAUGUACAGUGUCAGUGCAGAUGAUUCAUCAAGGCAUCCAUCUGUCUCCUCUCUCCUUUGUGUAAUGGUGCUGCUCUGUGUUUCAGAGCUUGACCCCCUGGUGGUCCCCCCUCUCACUCCCACUAGUAAGGAUGUUCUCAGCCAGGCUGUGAGGGCCACCUUCGCUGGCUUCACACAGGAACGAAUCCGUCUACGCUUCCCCCCAGACCCUAAACUAUGGUCAGAAUGGGAGGUAAGCCACUGGUUAGACUGGUGCCAGGCAGAGUUCAGUUUGCACGACUUGGGCCCAGAUUUGCGGGGGCUUCCUGGGAGUGAGCUUUGUACCCUGGACAGAGACGGGUUCCUGGCCCUGACCUCUGACUGCACCGCUGGGGAAAUUCUGUGGGAACACCUAGAAACCAUGCGCAACGAGUGUCGAAUGGACUGCGGCUUCACGCUUCUCUCCUGCACAUCUUCCCUCUAUAGUCAAGCAGAACUAGGCUCAGAUUACCUUUCUGAGCAUUCCCAGUACCAAGAAGAGCCCAGUUACCCUCAGCUAGCUGAUGGUUACCUGCCCGAACCCCUGCAGGUACUCUCCCUUGACCCUAUGACCCCAGGACACCAGGUAAAGCAAGAGGGGCUGGCAAAGAAGCAGGAAGCUGCUAGGCCUCAAACUCAGCUCCUCAGUACAGAUUGUGGGGUUGAGAUGGAGCCAUUGUGCUAUAAUAUCACAGAAAUAACCACCUCACUGUCCUGGGUUGGUCAGCAGCAGGAAGUGGAACAGCAAGUGAAGGAUGUGUCCAUGUCCAAUGAAACAUUUUCGCUACUGCACCCAGUUGGGAAUUUCAAAGAUUUUGCUGGAGAGAAGGAGGAUCUCAAUGACUCUGCUAGAGCAGUGGUCUCAGCAGCAAUUCUUGCAAGCUACACUGGAAGUGGGCCCAUCCAGCUAUGGCAGUUCCUAUUGGAGCUUCUCUCUGAUCGCAGCUGUCAGUCAUUCAUCAGCUGGACUGGGGAUGGUUGGGAAUUCAAACUGACAGACCCUAAUGAGGUUGCACGACUGUGGGGCCGUCGGAAGAACAAGCCCAACAUGAACUAUGAGAAGCUGAGCCGCGGCCUCCGCUACUACUAUGACAAGAACAUCAUCCACAAGACCGCUGGCAAGCGCUACGUCUACCGCUUUGUCUGCAACCUACAAGGCCUACUGGGAUGUGACCCUAGGGAGCUGCACACUGUGCUUGACAUCUUGCCCAAAGACGGUGAGGAAUGAAGCUACAGAAGGGUUUCCAGAAGGAGGACCAUCGUGCUACUUUAACAUCAACAUUCAGCAUCCACAAGCAACGCCCCAAUGCCUCCAGUGGUCAGCUGGUCGUCUCCAGUCUAAUCUGGAUCCCUAAAUCCAGCUAACAUGUUCUCACAACAUUACUGUAAAGUUGUUACUGUGUGUAACAAUCCACAGUGGACACAACCAUGGAGACUCCAUGAUUCACACACUCAUUUUUGCUAAUAAAAAUGGUUGAUUUUUA
Molecule: messenger RNA, 7045 nt
Organism: Anguilla rostrata (American eel)
Lineage: Eukaryota; Metazoa; Chordata; Actinopteri; Anguilliformes; Anguillidae
Product: protein c-ets-1-B-like
Exons: 8
Coding region: 5545-6789 (414 amino acids)
Biological process (GO): cell differentiation; regulation of transcription by RNA polymerase II
Cellular component (GO): nucleus
Molecular function (GO): sequence-specific DNA binding; DNA-binding transcription factor activity, RNA polymerase II-specific
Source: RefSeq, a predicted model, not a curated record